Molecule: messenger RNA, 9472 nt
Organism: Oncorhynchus gorbuscha (pink salmon)
Lineage: Eukaryota; Metazoa; Chordata; Actinopteri; Salmoniformes; Salmonidae
Product: titin-like
Exons: 17
Coding region: 187-7308 (2373 amino acids)
Biological process (GO): visual perception
Source: RefSeq, a predicted model, not a curated record
UCGAAUUCUCACUAUCUGCCGGGAAGCAAGUCAAAGCCUUAGCCUAAAUGACCAGCCUCCUACAUGCGGAAUCGAUAGACACCCUGAUACUAAAUGAUCCCAAGGACUGUAUUAGCACCACAUGAGAUAAACUCCGCACCUGGAUUUUUUUUCUUAUUCUAACUUUGCAAACAAAACGGUUCCGUUAUGCCUUGGAAAUGUGGACUCAUUAUUACGCUGUCCCUGGUCCUCUUCACUCUCCACGCCACUGCAAUUAAAGAGAGGAAUAAUCGGGGCUCUUUGCAGAGAGGAGUAAUCGGGACAGAAACAGAAGCCAUCAAUUCUAUGCACUUGGUUGAACUUCUGAAAACGACCAAACAAAACUCUAAUGUCAGAACGAUAUUUGACCUGGAAAAGCAUCGGAGGAAGCGGUCCGCAGUCUUUCACUCUGGAGUGAGAGUCUGUCCUCAGGAGACCAUCAAUGAGGUCAUUGCCAGCCAUCAAGCCUACUACAGGCUCAGAGUUUGUCAGGAGGCUGUGUGGGAGGCCUUCCGGAUCUUCUUUGACAGGAUCCCUGUCACUACAGAGUACACAACAUGGGUUCACACAUGUCAACACGAGUCUCUGUGUCUCGCUGACCUGGCCACUAACUUCAGCAACUCAGAGGAGCACAUGAGUAUGGUGUACAGGAGGAUGAAUCUGCGAGACGAGAGGCAGUCGACCGGAGCAGAAGCAGCCGCAACCACAGCAGCACCAGAGGUCACUGGGAUAGCAGGUCCAGAAGAGACCCGGACUGCUGCACCAGAACCACCCACUCCCGUGACCAGUGAUUCCAGUGUCCCUGAUGCUCCUGAUGAUACAGUGGAAGAAGAAACCGCUGCUGAGGAGGACUCUGAGCUGCCCAACAUUGUUCCAGAGAACCAUGUGGAGGAGAUAGUGGAGUUCAGCAUUGACCUGGUGGACCCAGGCUACAGGGAACUACUGGAUGACCCUGACUCCCCCCAAUAUGUUGACCUCUCUCAACACCUGCAAGACCAGAUGCUCCAUGUUUUUGACAAGCUCCCAGGAUUUAAAGAGAUCAGUGUUUUGGGAAUCAGCGAGGCCCAUGGGAGUGAAGGACCUGGAGGAGUGACAGUGCACUAUUCUCUGGUCUUUCAGACAAUUUCAGAGGAUGACACAGGGACUCCAGUGUCAGCUGUGCCCAGCCUGCGGGAAAUGGUGGCCAAGGCUUUGAGUGAAGAGGCCUCUCUGCCAGUGGAUCUACAGUCAUUAAACUUUGAACCAGUAAAAGGGAUUCCACCAACUACAACACCAGUUGAGGAAGCUGUUGAGGAAACGAUUGAAGAUUCCAUUGAGCCAGCUUUCCACAACGAUCUGGACAUAUCCACAGAUGAGCCAGAGAUUGCCAUGGAGAAGCCUCGUCUGGAUGUUCCACUUGGCCCUGUGGAAAAGGAAAAUGCGCUCAUCACCUUCCUGGACUCUACAGAUAUUCCAGAAAAACAAGAAGAAGCAGCACCACCAGAGAGAGGAGAUGUGCCCUACAUCUACAAGGACACUAGUGAUGAAUUAGUGGAGAGUGAAUCUGAAGCAACAACUGAACCAGAGGAAGAGGUGCCAUUUAUCACACACAUGAUUGAAACCAUUCAAGCCAUUGAUGAGGGAACUGGUGAGCUUGUAAGAGACUAUUUCCCAACCUCUCCUGACGAGGAAUACCCUGAGCCACCUUUUGGUAAUUUAGUCCCUACUAAUGGGUACCCUGUUUUACCCCAUGUGGAUUUGGAUAUUACCUCCGCCCAUGAAAUAAAAAGUAUAGAAACUAAUUCUCCAGCUAAACUCCUUCCUAACUUGAUAUCAGAGGAGGAGGCUGUUGUUGAGAAGGAGGCUGAGCCUACUCCGACCACUCAGAUUAAGCUUACCACAGUCAUUGCCAUUGAGGAAGAGGUAUCUAACCCUGAAUUACCUGUGACGACUCUCUCAGCCAUCACAGAUCAGCCUGCCACUGAAGCAAUAGAGGACUUUGAAGUUGAGGAAGAUAUUAUCCAUAUUCCGAUUGAAGGGGAAGAGGUUGAAGAACCAGAACCUGAGGAAGAGGUAGUUGGGAUCUCGGAACCUGAAAAAGUGAUAGUUGUGGAACCAGAACCUGAGGAAGAGGUAUUUGAGGAACCAGAGCCCAAUGAAGAUGUAGUUGAAGAUCCAGAACCUGAGGCAGAUGUAGAUGAGGUGAUGGUAGUUAAGAUCUUUGAACUUGAGGAGGAAGAAGUAGUUGAGAACUCGGAACCUGAGGAAGAAGUAGUUGAAACAGAACCUGAGGAAGAGGUAGUUGAGAUCUCGGAACCUGAAAAAGAGGUAGUUGUGGAACCAGAACCUGAGGAAGAGGUAUUUGAGGAACCAGAGCCCAAUGAAGACUUAGUUGAAGGUCCAGAACCUGAGUCAGACGUAGAUGAGGUCUUGGUAGUUAAGGUCUUGGAACCUGAGGAAGAAGUAGUUGAGAACUCGGAACCUGAGGAAGAAGUAGCUGAGGAACCAGAACCUGGUGAAAAGAUAAAUGAGGUCUCGGAACCUGAAGAAGAGGUAGUUGAGGUCUUGGAACCUGAGGAAGAAGUAGUUGAACCAGAACCUGAGGAAGAGGCAGUUGAGGUCUCGGAACCCGAGGAAGAGGUAGUUAAGGCACCAGAACCUGAGGAAGAGGUAGUUGAGGAACCAGAGGAAGAGGUAGUUGAGGAACCAGAGCCCAAUGAAGACGUAGUUGAAGAUCCAGAACCUGAGGCAGAUGUAGAUGAGGUCACGGUAGUUAAGAUCUUGGAACUUGAGGAAGAAGUAGUUGAGAACUCGGAACCUGAGGAAGAGGUAGUUGUGGAACCAGAACCUGAGGAAGAGGUAUUUGAGGAACCAGAGCCCAAUGAAGACUUAGUUGAAGGUCCAGAACCUGAGUCAGACGUAGAUGAGGUCUUGGUAGUUAAGGUCUUGGAACCUGAGGAAGAAGUAGUUGAGAACUCGGAACCUGAGGAAGAAGUAGCUGAGGAACCAGAACCUGGUGAAAAGAUAAAUGAGGUCUCGGAACCUGAAGAAGAGGUAGUUGAGGUCUUGGAACCCGAGGAAGAAGUAGUUGAACCAGAACCUGAGGAAGAGGCAGUUGAGGUCUCGGAACCCGAGGAAGAGGUAGUUAAGGCACCAGAACCUGAGGAAGAGGUAGUUGAGGAACCAGAGGAAGAGGUAGUUGAGGAACCAGAGGAAGAGGUAGUUGAGCUCUUGGAACCUGAGGAAGAGGUAGUUGAGGAACUAGAACCUGAGGAAGAGGUAGUUGAGGAACUAGAACCCGAGGAAGAGGUAGUUGAGGUCUCGGAACCUGAGAAAGAGGUAGUUGUGGAACCAGAAACUGAGGAAGAGGCAUUUGAGGGACCAGAGCCUGAGGAAGAAGUAACUGAGGAACCAGAACUUGAGGAAGAGGUAGUUGAAGAACCCGAGGAAGAGGUAGUUGAGCUCUUGGAACCUGAGGAAGAGUUAGUUGAGGAACUAGAACCUGCGGAAGAGGUAGUUGAGGAACUAGAACCCGAGGAAGAGGUAGUUGAGGUCUCGGAACCUGAGAAAGAGGUAGUUGUGGAACCAGAAACUAAGGAAGAGGCAUUUGAGGGACCAGAGCCUGAGGAAGAAACAACUGAGGAACCAGAACUUGAGGAAGAGGUAGUUGAAGAACCGGAGCCCAAGGAAGACGCAGUUGAGGAACCAGAACCUGAGGUAGAGGUAGAUGAGGUCUUUGUAGUUGAGGUCUUGGAACCUGAGGAAGAAGUAGUUGAGAACUUGGUACCUGAGGAAGAUGUAGCUGAGGAAAUAGAGCCUGGUGAAAGGGUAGAUGAGGUCUCAGAACCCGACGAAGAGGUAGGUGAGGUCUUGGAACCUGAGGAAGAAGUAGUUGAGAACAUGGAACCUGAGGAAGAGGUAGCUGAGGAACUAGAGCCUGGUGAAAAGGUAGAUGAGGUCUCAGAACCUGAUGAAGAGGUAGGUGAGGUCUUGGAACCUGAGGAAGAAGUAGUUGAUGAACUUGAACCUGGGGAAGGGGUAGUUGAGUUGUCAGAACCUGAGAAAGAGGUACUUGAGGAAUUACAAACUGAGGAAGAGGGUGUUGAGGUCUUGGAACCUGAGAAAGAGGUACUUGAGGAAAUAGAACCUGAGGAAGAGGUAGUUGAAGAACCAGAGGAAGAGGUAGUUGAGCUCUUGGAACCUGAGGAAGACGUAGUUGAGGAACUAAAACCUGAGGAAGCGGUAGUUGAGGAACCAAAGCCUGAGGAAAUGGUAGUUGAGGAACCAAAGCUUGAGGAAACGGUAGUUGAGGAAGAGGUAGUUGAGGAAUUAGAACCUGAGGAAGAGGUAGUUGAAGAACCAGAACCUGAAGAAAAUGUAAUUGAGGUUUCGGAACAUGAGGAAAAAGUAGUUGAGAAAACAGAAGAAGAGGUAUUUGAGGAACUAGAACCUGAGGAAGCAGUUGUUGAGGAACUAGAACCUGAGGAAGCGGUUGUUGAGGAACUAGAACCAGAGGAAGAGGUAGUUGAGGAACCAGACCCAGAGGAUGAGGUAGUUGCAAAACCAGAACAUGAGGAGGAGUUAAUUGAGGAAUCAGAGCCUGAGGAAGAGGUAGUUGAUGAACUAAAACCUGAGGAAGAGGUUGUUGAGGAACCGGUAGUUGAGGAACUAGAACCUGCAGAAGAGGUAGUUGAGGAACUAGAACCUGAGGAAGAGGUUGUUGAGGAACCAGAGCCUGAGGAAGAAGUAGUUGAGGUCUCAGAACCUAAGGAAAUGGUAGUUGAGAAACCAGAGGAAGCAGUAGUUGAGGAACCAGAACCUGAGGAAGAGGUAGUUGAAGAACCAGAAACUGAGGAAGAGGUAAUUGAGGUCUUGGAACAUGAGGAAAAGGUAGUUGAUGAAUCAGAGGUUGAGGUUGUUGAAGAACCAGCAUAUGAGGAAGAGGUAAUUGAGGAAUCAGAGCCUGAGGAAGACAUAGUUGAGGAACCAGAGCCUGAGGAAGCGGUAGUUGAGGAACUAGAACCUGUGGAAGAGGUAGUUGAGGAACUAGAACCUGAGGAAGAGGUUGUUGAGGAACCAGAGCCUGAGGAAGAAGUAGUUGAGGUCUCAGAACCUAAGGAAAUGGUAGUUGAGAAACCAGAAGAAGCAGUAGUUGAGGAACCAGAACCUGAGGAAGAGGUAGUUGAAGAACCAGAAACUGAGGAAGAGGUAAUUGAGGUCUUGGAACAUGAGGAAAAGGUAGUUGAUGAACCAGAGGUUGAGGUUGUUGAAGAACCAGCAUAUGAGAAAGAGGUAAUUGAGGAAUUAGAGCCUGAGGAAGACAUAGUUGAGGAACCAGAGCCUGAGGAAGCGGUAGUUGAGGAACUAGAACCUGAGGAAGAGGUUGUUGAGGAACUAGAACCUGAGGAAGCGGUAGUUGAGGAAUUAGAACCUAAGGAAGUGGUAGUUGAGAAACUAGAACCUGCGGAAGAGGUAGUUGAGGAACUAGAACCUGAGGAAGAGGUAGUUGAGGAACCAGAGCCUGAGGAAGAGGUAGUUGAGGAACCAAAGCCUGAAGAAGAGGUAGUUGAGGAACCAGAACCAGAGGAUGAUGUAGUUGAAGAACCAGAAUAUGAGGAAGAGGUAGUUGAGGGACCAGAGCCUGAGGAAGAGGUAGUUGAGGAACCAAAGCCUGAAGAAGAGGUAGUUGAGGAACCAGAACCAGAGGAUGAGGUAGUUGAAGAACAAGAAUAUGAGGAAGAGGUAAUUGAGGCAACAGGACCUGAGGAAGAGGUAGUUGAGGUCUUGGAACCUGAAGAAGAGGAAGUUGAAGAACCAAUGCCUGAGGAAGAGGAAGUUCAAGAACCGGAGCCUGAGGAAGAGGUAGUUGAAGACCCAGGACCCGAGGAAGAGGUAGUUGAGGUCUUGGAACCUGAGGAAGAGGAAGUUGAAGAACCAAUGCCUAAAGAAGAGGAAGUUGAAGAACCGGAGCCUGAGGAAGAGGAAGUUGAAAAUCCAGAACCUGAGGAAGGGGUAGUUGAGGAAACACAGCUUGAGGAAAAUAUUAGUGAACCACCAGCUGAAGAAAUUAAAAUCAUCCAACCUGUGGAUUCUUUAGAGGACACUCUAUUUGGAGAGGAAACCUGGAAACCUGAUCCUGUUGAAGAGGACAAUAUUGUCCCAAUAGAAGACCAGUCAACUGAGGAGGACAUGGAGGAACUGUUGCCUGAAUACCACGGGUAUGAGGACAGCUAUCCUGAGGAAGCUGUUGAUACUGUGGAAGAAACAGAUGACACAGCAGAGGUCAGUGACAUGGAAGUGGCUCCAUUGCCAGAGGAGAGUGAAGAGAAGAUAGCAAUGAUAGCAGAACCCAUCCCUGACUCUACGUCAACACCCCCUGCAGAAUCUGACACUGUGCCUGUGGUAGAUGUAACAGAGUCACCUUCAGAGUUAGAGCUGAUGGUGGAGGAUACUGAGGAGCCUGGGGUGGUUGUUAUCAAUGAAGAGGCUGAAGAGGAGGUCGUAGAGGACUCAGAACCUGAGGACGAGCGUGUGCAAGACCUUGCAGACGAACUUGAUCAAAUGGACCUGGUAAGCACAGAGCCCAUUAACCUUCCGGAGGCCAGUGUAUACUCAUUGGCUCCUGAGGUGCACCCCGUCGAGACCACAGCUUCUCCACCACUGAGAUACCUGACCACUCCCUCCAUGACCACAGCGAGUAAAGGCAGGGAGCUGGUGGUGUUCUUCAGUCUACGGGUUACUAACAUGAGGUUCUCAGAUGACCUCUUCAACAAGAGCUCUUCAGAAUACAGAUCCCUGGAGAACACCUUUUUGGAACUGCUGCUGCCUUACCUGCAGUCCAAUCUAACAGGAUUCAAGAAGCUAGAGAUUCUUAACUUCAGGAAUGGCAGCAUUGUGGUCAACAGCAAGAUGAAGUUCACCAAGUCAGUGCCAUACAACGUGACCCAGGCCGUCCACUGUGUCCUGGAAGACUUCUGCAACGCUGCAGCCAUGAGACUCAACAUUGAGAUUGACAGUCACUCUAUGGACAUAGAGCCUGCUGAUCAAGCAGAUCCCUGUAAGUUCUUGGCGUGCAACGACUUCUCUCACUGUGUGGUGAAUCGGUGGUCACGGGAGGCCGAAUGUCUCUGUGACCCGGGGUACAUGGCUAUGGACGGCCUGCCCUGUCAGAGUAUCUGUGUCCUGCAGCCGGACUACUGCCAGAACGGGGGCCGUUGUGAGAUAGUACCAAGGCUUGGAGCCACUUGCAGAUACCCAGAAAUGUAUACAUCUUCCAGGCCUGACAAAUUAAGAACAUCGAGUGUUGAAUGACGACCCUCCGUAUUAAGACUUGGCAACUGCAGAAGAGACACAGGAAUGUUAAUAAACGAUAGCCAAUCGCAGAUGCAGAUCACGGACAAUGUUGUGAUUGCAGAAAGACAUUGACCUGUUGGCUACUGAUGGACAGACAGGCACUCAGCCAGACAACCCCUUCAUUUGACCUUUCCAAAGCCUGUGUUUCACCAGAAAGGAUACUCCCAUUUUCUGUCAAACAGACAUUCAGGCGAACUCUGGACAGCCGUACUCGGUCAUUGUCAUCAGUGAACAAAUGACUCGGGAACGACAGAUGAAUGUCAAACGGAUGUGAUCAUUUUGCUAUGGCAUCCCAGGACAGCUAACUGCUUUUAUACGUAUGUGCUGACAUUUAUUUUAGUAGUGAAAGUGUUCAUGUAAAAUGCCAGACGAGAAGUUACAAGAAAUGUUUUCCUCAUAAUGAGGUACUUAUGUUGCAACGUUGUAUAGUGAAUAACACGUACUGUACACCUGUGUGGGUGAUGUAUAAUUAACAUCCGUCUCUGUAAUAAUGUAAUGGUGUUUCCUCAGUGUUGUAAAACUACUGUUCUGUACACGUCGGGGAAAUGAAUAGCUCACCAUCUUCAAUAGGGCUUUUUAAAAACUAUUUCCUCACAGAACUCUAUUUGUGUUGCUGUAGCAUUGAGUAACAGAACGUAAAACACAAGGAGAAAUAUCAGUUGAGUGAUAGAAUGAGUUUAUUUCAACAGUUAGAGAUCAGCAUUAGAAAAAGUGACAGUGAAAAGGCAGUAUUUGAGGAAUGAUUGUAACGCGUGGAGACACACAGAGCAUAUCGAAGCCAGUCAGUAAUUGUUUGUACAUUACAAGAGAUAUUCCAGGAGACCACACAGUACGUACAGUAGUAUACUCUGGUGUUCAAGUCAUAAAUAAAUACUUAGAUCUAAACUGAAGACAUGCCUCAGACACGCGCAUGAGUGGAUAGAUCUCAUGCAUUCAAACAACCACGACGUCGCCUUUUCGCUUGUGCAGAGCGUCAAACGGAAUGAGAAGAAGCGCUAGAAAACAAACCCCAGACUAACAAUCAGCCUUACCUGAAGAGUAGUUCUAGUCUCACAAGAGAUUGUCUCUAAAACACACAGUACUGUACAUGACAAAGGCUGUCCUUCUCCUUGUAGCUUUGUUGAGGAAUUAUUGCUUCAUUUUAAAGUAGUUAUUUUUUUCAAGAAACAUGAGUCAUGCGCCCAAACCCUUUGAUUUUAGAGUAGAAAGAUUUCUUUUGAAAAUAAAUGUGUACAUUCCUGUAGAAACAUUACUCUCUUUGUAUCAUAAAAUAUCCUGUACGUAAGUGUCUAUUGAAAUAUGAGAUGAUAUAUCCAGGAGAGGGAAGACUAGCUGAAUACUGUAUCUGAGCUUGAGGUCUUCUUGACCCCUCCUACUUCAUUUCUCCAUUCAGUUCUGCUCCCAUACACACAUUUGGUCCAACAGUAUGACUUGAAUGCUAUUUGAAAUCCUAGAGUAUCUCAAGAUUUGUAUGGUUCACUUCUGGUAAUCCACAUCAUAAAUUAAAUUUGAUUAGCACAUUAUUUUUCUUCCUAAGACAAUAUUUGGAAUAUCAUAGCCUUGUGUGGACAACAUAAAACAAUGCAUUUAAAUUUCAACCAUGUGGCUUUAGGAAUGAAUGGUUGGGGAAUGUGAAAAUGAAAACAUCUUUCUUUAGCUUUCUUCUGUUCUUUCUCUCAUUAGCAUACCUAAAUCACACAAACAAAAAGUAAAGACUGAAGGAACAAAAUCGACUCAAUUACAUUCUGUCUGAAAGUCAGAGGUAAAAAAAAAAAAAGAAAAAAAAAAGUUUACAGUAUUAUCAAAUAUAAUCAUUUGAAAUGAAUGUGAAUUUAUGUGCAGUUACUGAAAAUAAUCCUUAGAAGAACCUGACGCUCAAGUAUAACUGCCUCACAUGAGAGAUCACCCCGCCGCCACCACCACCCCCAGAAUGUGUUGAAGCCCAUUUCCACCCAUGGAUCAAACAUGUCUUUUGUGCAAGUAUAGUCCUGUAAUAACUACAUGAACAGAAAGAAUUGGUUUACGUGAGAUCAUCAAAAAGCUGUUAUUAAGACUGCAGAGAGAAAACGAUGAGAUGUCAGGUUAAACCACCAACACAGUAAUAAACAUCUACCAUUUAAUA